Molecule: messenger RNA, 1791 nt
Organism: Coregonus clupeaformis (lake whitefish)
Lineage: Eukaryota; Metazoa; Chordata; Actinopteri; Salmoniformes; Salmonidae
Product: fibrinogen-like protein 1
Exons: 7
Coding region: 197-1192 (331 amino acids)
Biological process (GO): regulation of immune response; negative regulation of T cell activation
Source: RefSeq, a predicted model, not a curated record
GGGAAGGUACUAGCCAUUUUUCAAAGUACAGUAGAACACUUGUGGGUGCGUCCUAAAUGGCACCCUAUUCCCUAUAUAGUGUACUACUUUUGACCAGGUGCCAUUUGGGAUGCAACCGGUGUCUUCCAUGGUGGGUUGUCGGAGGGUAGGGUGAACAGAGCUGCAGUAACACUGGUGGUUGAACAUAGCUCACGCCAUGGCAGGAGCAUCCACCAUAGUAGUUUUGGGGCUUUUGUUCCUCACGGAAUGCCACUCGGCCCCAAUGCCGUGUGGGGAGAUGGUGGGGCGUCUGCAGGCUGAGAUGGAGGACCUGGUGAGGGUGAUCAAUGACCAGCACCGCUACAUCCAGGGGCUUCACCACAGCCAGGCCCAGAAGCUGCCUCAGAUCCCCCAGACACACCUCCAGACCGGGGACCAGUACAAAGACUGCACUGAGAUCUUUAAGGAUGGGAACUCAGUUAGUGGCCUGUAUAUGAUCAGACCGGACCGGUCUCCCUCCUCCUUCAUGGUGUUCUGUGACAUGAGUGACGGAGGAGGCUGGACUGUCUUCCAGAGGAGAAAGGACGGAACCGAGUCCUUCGACAGAGCGUGGGUGGAGUAUAAGCAUGGCUUUGGAGACAGCCAGUCAGACGGAGAGUUCUGGCUAGGGAACGACCCCCUACACUACCUCACCUCUCAAGGCGACUACGACCUAAAGAUCAACAUGGAGGACUUUGAUGGAAAACAGCGCUUCGCCAAGUACAAAAACAUGAAAGUGGAUGAUGAAAAGGACCAGUAUCAGCUUCAUCUGGGUGAUUACACUGGCAAUGCGGGGGACGCCCUCCCCGAAGCCCACCCCCCUCGCAGUGGACAGUGGAACAGUCUAGGGGCCGGUCAGCUGGGAGUCAAGUUUAGUACCUACGACCAUCCCAACAAGGAGGACGAUGAGAAGUGUAUCCGCCAUGACAAGUCAGGCUGGUGGUUCAGCAAGUGUGAGUCUGGCAACUUGAACGGUCACUACUACAACAGGCCGUACCAAGCGGUGAUGGACGACGGGGUUGUCUGGUACACCUGGCACGGCUGGUGGUAUUCAAUCAAAUCCGUAGUCAUGAUGAUCCGGGCCUCCGACGUCCAUCCAACUGGAUCUGAUGUCCAACUGACCAGAACGCCAGAUGACGUCGAUCCUUUUAGAGUUUUGCCUCAAUUAGGAUAGGCUGAAGGUGGUGUUACAUCAUAGAGAACAUCCAAUCAUAACCAUCUUGAUGCUCAUUCUCAUUUGUCAAGCCAGUGAGAUUUAAAGAGAUUUUCUGGUAAUUUUAUAUUUUUUUAGCCAGUAGUUCUGAAAGUAGCACUCACGAGCCAAAAGUGGUCCCCGAACAUUGCGUACUACGUCACAUAUGUAAAGAUAUGUGUACCACGUCAUUGCUCUCUCUCUCUCUGCGGUGUCCACUAAGCUGUUGGGCCUGCCCUACAACCUCAUUGGAUAAUGCUGGGCAGGCUUCUUGCUAGCUGUCACUCAAAUGCGAGGGGCUGAAGCUCAUUGGCUAGAACUCAAAUUGCUAGGGGGCUUGCACAUUUGGGUGGGAAAUGUAGGGAAAAUGACACACCACAGCUUGAAAAGAACAGUCGCUUUCAAACUAGGGAUUUCAAGGCUAAUUGAGGUAAAACAGUAAUUCUGCUCAUAGGUUAUUAAGGGAUUACAUUUAUUUUCAUCGUCAAUUGCACACCAAAAAUGUAUUUCAGCUUUUAACCCAACCCCUUUGAAUCGGAGAGGUGUGGGGAGCUGUUGUUGUGGGGGGGUUCACUGCCUUG